Thamnophis elegans (Western terrestrial garter snake) is the source of this 1340-nucleotide messenger RNA. RefSeq lists its product as uncharacterized. The record is from RefSeq and is a predicted model, not a curated record. Gene Ontology annotation, molecular function: transmembrane signaling receptor activity. Bases 1 to 1212 code for a protein of 403 amino acids. The transcript has 7 exons. Gene Ontology annotation, biological process: cell surface receptor signaling pathway. NCBI's taxonomy places the organism in Eukaryota, Metazoa, Chordata, Lepidosauria, Squamata, Natricidae.
AUGUAUGAACAGCUCAAAAACGAUACUUUCGAAUUCUGGACUGCAGAUCUGGACUCAGAUCAAACAGAGAUAAAAUGUAUCUGCUGGUUCCGGGAAUCACCUGCAGGAUUCAUUCUUUCUCUUAAAAGUAACCAGCUGGUCUUCUCCGUCAAUGGUAGCCUUCCUUCCCCUGUGCUGAGGGUGGAUCCAUUGUCCCAGAGGGUGAAGGAAGGUGACCCCUUGAUCUUCCUCUGCUCAACGGAAGGAGAAAACGCAGAGAAGAAGUUCCAUUUCUACAAGGAUGGGGUGGAGAUCACCAGCAGCUAUGAAGCUCUGAGGAAGGAUUCCAGCGAUCUCUCAGAUCCUCUUCAAAAUGGCUCUCUGAGAAUCCCGCAUGCCACCUUCAAUCACAGUGGAGAAUUUGCUUGCAGUUAUGAGGAAAAUAUAAAUGGGCGCUGGAUACUGUCUCCUUGGAGUCAGGAAGUGAAUGUCACAGUUCUUUUGUGGAUGAACCUGGGAGCAGAUGGCCUCCGUUCCCCAGUGCUGAAAGUGGAACCGUUGUCCCAGAGGAUGAAGGAAGGUGACCCCUUGCUCUUCCUCUGCUCAACGGAAGGAGACAAUGCAGAGAAGAAGUUCCAUUUCUACAAGGAUGGGGUGGAGAUCACCUCCAGGGAAGAAGGUCUUCUGGAUCCCUCCACUGAACCCACAAAUCCUCUUCAAAAUGCCUCUCUGAGAAUCCCUCAUGCCUCCUUCAACCACAAUGGAGAAUUUGCUUGCAGUUAUGAAGAAAAGAGAAGCAACCGAUGGGUCAAGUCUUCUUUGAGCCAGGCAGUAAACAUCACAGUUGAACCAGUUUUGACCCAAGAUUCAGAUCCUAUAUGGAGAUAUUCCUGGAUGGCGAUUCCUCUUAUAAUCCUGAUAAUCCUGCUGGUUCCACUUGCCUUUUAUUGCUGGAAGAAGAAGAGCACAUCAGCAUCCCAGGAACCAUUUCAGCCCAUGGAAAAGAAAGAGGAAAGAAAUGAACUUGCAGUGAUGGAGCCUCCAGCAGCAACAGCAGCUACUUCCUCACCUGUCAAGGACUCUGAGGUCACCUACAGCUGCAUCCAGGUCUCCUUCAGCCCAUCUCCUCCUGGACCAACAAGGAGGAAUCUUCUUACACAGCGGGGAGAAGAAGGGAUAUUGUACAGUGAUAUUGUGUUUCCCCCCAAAAGGAGGAAUCAAAACCAUCCCUGAUUGCAGGAACGUGUGUCCCUCUUGGUCCAGUCCCUUAUUUCUCCUAGACAUGGAUGUCACCCUUGAAGAGAUGACGAUGCAGCUCAGUUUUGAUUUAUGGCAGAAGAGAAAACCCAACAAACAGGGGA